Molecule: messenger RNA, 5943 nt
Organism: Podarcis muralis (Common wall lizard)
Lineage: Eukaryota; Metazoa; Chordata; Lepidosauria; Squamata; Lacertidae
Source: RefSeq, a predicted model, not a curated record
CUCGGCUUUCGCCGCCGCUUUCUCAGCUGGGCGUUAUGCAACGGCCGUCCUGGGGGCUUCUGCUGACCCGCCGGCUCUUGGGGAUGUCGAUGCUGUUGCUGCUGCCUCAGGGACUGGUGGGUGAGUACGAGGAAGGCAGGCGAGUGACGACGGAGCCUCUAGCGACCGCUGAGCCUCCCUUUCUCGCCGCCACCUGCCCCUUCCCCUCCCGCCCGCUCACCUUCCCGCCCUCUCUCCUCGAGCUUGGAGAGGCUUCGCAAAACGCGGCGCGCGAGUGGGCGGGUCUUUCCAGGCGCCUGAGGUAAACGCGGAUGUCCCCCCGCAGCCCGCCAGGUGGCGCCGAGGUGUCCGUCCUCCUCAGCCGCGAGGCGGUUGCGCGCCGCCCGCCGCGUCCCAGGCUGCGGCCUCCGUCGGCAGGGGCCUUUCUCUGCCAGGCGGCCUUUCUUACUCCCGAGGAAGCACGCAUGGGGAAGACCUUGGUGCCUCCCAGAAGGGUCUUUUAGGGCGAUUGACACAAUAAUAGUGCAUUAGCGUGUGUGGAGAGGCCUGCAACAUGGAUGACUUACCAAAGUUUACAUUUUCUGAGGUGUAUGAAGAAUUUGUUGGCUUUGCUGUAAUAUACCAAUGCAAAGAUGGUGCUGUAAGAUUGCCUGGUAAAAGCACCGUCACUUACUGUCGUGAUGGUUCCUGGACAGAGUUGGAAGAGCCAUGUAAACUGGUUAUAUGUGAAAAUCCACGAGUUCAAAAUGGAAUAGAAUUAAGUGGAUUAAGAGAUUCCUAUACUUAUGGCAACAGUGUUACACUUGAAUGUAAAACUGGAUACUUCAUGAUUGGAAAUCAUUACAUUCUCUGUGAGAAGAACGGUACUUGGGUCCCUAAAGUGCCAUCCUGCAAAAAAAUUACUCCACAUAUUUGUGGUGCCCCAGUAGUGUCCAAAGGACAUGUAUAUCCAUUGCUAUCUGAAUACAAUGUUGGAGAUGUCAUUGAUGUGUACUGCAAUAAAAACUACUCUUUCAUUGAUGAAACCACAAAGAUGAGUGUGCGAUGCCAAGGCUACAAUCAGUGGGAUCCUUUUAUACCACUAUGUUUGGCAAAAACAUCACCAGACACUUCUAAAUUCUAUAUCCAUAAUGGAAGAAUAACCCAAGGGGUGAAACAAUACUAUACCCCUGGAGAUGAAAUUUCUAUUCAAUGUAAUGCUGGGUAUACUUUGCUCGGGCCAUCUACAAUUACUUACAUUGGUGGGAGUAAAUGGUCACCUAAUAUUCCAGUUUGUGAACUGAGUAUUUUCCUCAGAUUGCUUAUAGCUGCAUGCAUAAUGCCUGUAGUACUCGUGGCAAGUAAAAUGGUUCAUAGGAAAUGUUGUUCACAAGAAAGCAGCCUAAUGGUAAAGAGAGAGCAAGAGAGAGGGCAAAAGAGAGCAGCAACCAAAGAAGGUAUUUUGUUGCCCGAGACCUUGGAAGAGUCAGUGGCAAACUUUGAGCUAGAACACCAGAAAGAAAAUGGAAGGCAGCAGGAGAAGCUAGUAAGUUUUAGUAAGCUUCCCAUUAAUACAGCCAAGGAAACAACAGAUGAAGCAAACCCAACAUCAUCUCUGCAUGAGGAGGGACCAAUCAGUGAAGGCAACUGGGUAGAUUCUGCUUAUUUUCUCUUUCUUUUUCUUCUUGUUCUUUUGACCCUGUAUACCCCUAUACAUGUUAAAAGACAGAGGCAGUCCUCUGCUGAGAUGCUCAGCAAAGGCCACUGCACCAAAUGUACAAGUAGAAUUUCAUAGUGUUGUAUCCCACAGGAACCCUCUGUGUGAGUCUCCUUUUUCUCUUGUGGACUGAGCGUAAGACCCUUGACACUACAGGUAAGUGUUACUAUGUGUAUUUUUAUGGCGCAUAUCAUGCAGUAGCCCAUUUUGAAAUGGCAAGAUUUUGACUCUAUAGCCAUAAUCAUUCUAAAAAAUAAAACUAUAAUUGUAUCAGUGAAAUGUCUGACUUGGUUUCUUUAACACCAGAAUCGUUUUUUGUUCAUUUUUUCCCAGUGUUAUAUCUUUUUAUUGUCAUUCAGUAAAUAAGCACAUAUGGAAGUAUGACAAUUCACUAAUUACAAUGUUCCUCAAACCUACACCUGUAAUUUACACAGUUACAGUUAAGUAUCUCUUUCAGAUUCCACUUUUCAAUGUUUAAGUAAUGAAUAUGGAAAUUCUGUAAGUGUAGUAAUAUAUAAAUUAAAGAGUAGGCAUCAGCUUGAGUAGAGGUCUGUGGGCCAAUUUAAACUUAGAUGCAGAUGCACAUACUGCAAUCCCAACAGUUACUUUUUGGAAGAAAAAAGCCACCUCAGAAGGGGGAAAUUUAGAACAAAGAUGGUUUCUUUGCCCACCACUGUUCUGCUCUAAAUCAGUCUUCAGAGUUGAACACAUGUGGGAUGGGAGCAGAAAUAUGAAGCAGAGAAGCAGCAGGCUUUGGAAGAGUUAAGCUCUUCUCUGCUCUAGAUCCCUCACUCUGCAAGCUGCUUUUGCUUUAAAAACAAUUGCAAAACUGGAAUUACCACUGAAAUUUAAUGACACACAGCUGUAUGUGGACACCGUCCCUCUCCCUUUUGUUUUCUCACAAGGUUAUAAAUAUUGUAUUGGCUUAGACAAUAAAUGAAAGCUUAUGUUAAGCUUCUCAACACCUGAAAAUCUAAAACUGGGAUGGCAAACAUAGUGUCCUCCGGCUGUUCUUUGACUACAAUUUUCUGAAGGUGCUCCAAGGAAUCCAGUGAGGCAUUUUGUGAAGUAGGGUGCCUGCUCAAGGGUGCCAUGUGAUCUUCAUUGGUAAGCAAAAAAAUAUUACUAGAUACUGGAAAACCUACUAAGUCUUGACAGACCUCUAACCACUAUUAUUACUAUUACUAUUAUUAUUACACUCAUGUUUCUUAAAUUGGUGAAUUAUACAAACAUUUCAUAAAACUGAAUAAUUUGCAUUCUUUGUUUAGUCUCAGAUAAGAAGAUAAGAAGUGCAUUCCUAUGUGAAACUGAGAUCCUUGAAGUCUGGCCCUUUUCUCUAGGAGCAACUGGCUCAUAAGCACAGUAUAAGGAUGAUAGCUUUCCCCUAUUGCUUGUCCCCAGCAUCUGUACUCAGGAUUAUUCUAUGGUCUCUGUACAGUCCUUCAUAUGGGUUCUGUGCCUGCACAGAGCAGCAUCUGCAACUUUCUAGAGCAGGUUUCCCUAACUUAGUGCCCUCUAGAUGCUUUGGACAGCAAGUCCCAUAAUCCCUGAGCAUUGGUCAAGUCGGCUAGACUGAUGUGAGUUGCAGUAGAAAGCAUCUAGAGGACACUAAUGUGCAGGGGUGUUCUUGCAGAAGGCACUUAAAACAUUUUGGUGGCAGGUCUGCUUCUAGCCCUUAAUAUAUAUCCUCAAGUGGUAUGCCCCUGUCUUCCUACUUGGUUCAUUAUUGACCACUGCAUUGGUCCCAUCUUUGAAAAGUUUUCCCCCCUGUUUUAUUUUAUCUCUAUGCAGUUCUUUUCCUUUCAAAUGUUGCAUUUCAUUUUACCUCAGUCUUCUCUCUAUGCUUUCUUAGCACACCUCAGUGCUGGUUCUCAAAGUACAUAAGCCGAGGCAGCAAACUUUGUCAUUCAGAUAGUCAUAAUUGUUUGCUUCUCUGCUUUGAAAAGGGGCAGGCGUUGGACACUUGACCCAUUGUGUAAAUUUUACAAGACCAGCAUACCAAAAUACAUCCACUGCCUUUGGCUUACUUUGUAAGAGCAAACUCACUCUGCUGGAGUCGCCCAAUCCCACACCCACAAAAACUGGCUAUGCAAUUAAACUCUGCAGUUUUCAUUUCUGUUGAAUUGAGUUCACCUUCAUAGGGCUCUCCAAUAUAAUACAGUUGCAAGCACUGUAACAGUCCCCUUGAGCCUUACUAUCCACUUUGGGACCCAGGCCAUUGACAACUGCUACAUCCCUUAAGUCUGGUCUUACUACUUUCAUAUUAACACUCACUAGUUUCAGUUCCAGACCAUGCCAGGGAGGCAGCUCCUUUGACUGUGAGGCAGUGCACCUACUUAGACUAACUUGACUGCCAUAUUUUCAGAAUGCAAGCAAGGGAAAAAAGUAUCAGGGAAACAGACUAAUGACUUGGGUUCUGCUGGAUUUAUACAUAAUAAAAACCUUUGUUCAUUAUUCUUCUUCUGCUGCCUGGGCUACUGUCCCUCUCAGCCAAUAUGGCUGUCCCUGCAGCAAGUAUUUGCACAUUGGAGCAACAUAUGAGAGAGAGCUUGUCAGCUAGUUUCCAUGCAUGUGGUUUAACUAUUGCUCCCCUUGCUGUACAAUCCCUUUUGGCUCAGAUAAAUGAGAAGGGAUGUAAGGUGGAUGUAAUGGUUUGAAAGUUUUAACCUAAUGCCACAUUCUUACUCUGCAGUGCAUGCCUUUGUUUCUCAGCAUCAACAUUAUCUCUGGGAGAAAUCCUCUCUCUUCUUCAAGCAUCUCCUAGAUGACAGGGGAUGGCUCACACAACCAGCAUUGCCUGGCAAAGCAAGAAAUCUACACCUUUAAUCAUAUGAUGGACUGUGACUCCAGAGCCAUGUAAGGCUCUGUCAUUCUCCAUUUUCGUACUUGGCUUUAGAGGAGGAUUUAAAAACUCUUCUGCAAUGGGGCAGUAGAAACAGAGUUCAGGGUACAAAGGCUUGUACCCUUCAAAGAAUUUUCCCAUUGCCAAGAAAGAUACCUCUAGCAGAUGCAUGACACUUUGGGUUUUCUCUUCCUUCAUAAACCCCCAAAAGUUCUAGAUUGCUGUUUUUUCCAGCCUCCUCCCAUUUCUCAUUAUCAAGUCAGGCUUUAUUUCAACAGACCAAAAAGAUGUCUGCUUUCAUAUCUCAAUUCAACCAAAGCAUUUGUGUUUCCUUCCAGACCAUUGCUUUCAGUUGAGAGUUUUGGUGUUUGGCUCUUAGCCACACAACUCACAGAAUUUUCACAAAAUGCAACACAAUAAUUGCUGCACAUCUUGGUCAACAAGGCAUUUCCAGCAUAGCACCAGCCAUCAGCAUAUACUACAUUCCCAUGUGAGGUCCUCAGAAAUCAAGUUCCACAUGCCAGAGCUUAUAGGUGCUCACUUAUGUUUCAUAGCUAGUUUCACCUCUUUGCCCUCUGGCGAGCUCAGACCCCAUUGCUUUAACUGUCCGUCCCAAAUAACUGUUGGGUGUGCUUAGGCUAGAGAAGAGACAUGGUAACAGGUGACAUGGUAAAACCCUGUUACAUAGAUGAUGCAUUAUCAACAAGUUCAAGGUGCAAGGAAAUUUUGACUAAACAUUUGGAAGAAUUUCCUGAUUUUACAAAUAGUUUUAUUCCCAUAUGCCCAUACAUUUUAGUAGUUCUGCUGUUGUAAACAUAAGCACAUCAGCACAGCUCAUUAUGAUUUAGCUGUGCUACACACAGCUGCUUCUUUUAAAGUCACUUUUCAUUUUAGUAACUUACCAGUGUUGUUGUAUAAUAUUUUGUAUUGGUUUAUUUUCUUUUUAGGCUUACAUUGACCACUUCCUUAAAGCUACAAGGGAUAAACUGUAAAUUCUGAAGAGUAUUUUGUACUUAUGUGAAUCAAAUACUUUAAGGUUGAAUUUGUGUUGUAUAUAUUAUUUUGCAAGAAAUAAAGCAUAUACAUGAAUACAAAUCUCAACAUUUUAAAAUGCUUAUUAGACAUUGUGCCACUUUGAGGCUUUUUUGCUUACAUUCAAUGGGUGCAAAUAUCAAGAGGUUUAUCAGAAUUCUUCAAUAUGUAAAAUAUAGUGGGUAAACUAGAUAGACUGUAAUCUAUAGUGAAAUGAAAUUGUGUUCAGUUUCAACCCAUUUUAUACAUAAGAAAGUAUUUGCCUUGCUGCAUUGGCUAUCAUUGCCUUUUAUAGGAGUGAGUUUUAUAGUUGAACUCUGCACUGUGUGGAUAUGUAAUAUAGCUGCUAGGCAGAGAACAAGACCAGGGGGGG